UCCCCACACUUAUAAUGUGCUCUCUGGCAUGGGUACACACGCACGUAUGUUUAGGCUCCAUGUUCUGCGAAGCUCUUUCAGUAUGUGGCGCAGAAGAAGACCAGAAUUGAUGAUAUUUUGUAGUCUGGAAUAAUCCCUACGGGAAAAACCUCUUGCGGUUGUCUCUAUGAGUAUUCACAGACGCCAAGGAAUCUUCAUGUUUGCUGCUUCAAGCGAAAUUUACUUUUAAACUUCAACACCGUUUUCGAGACAUCAAGUGCUCUUUGUAGAGAUCGAGGCCCCCGAUAAGACAGAUUCACCUAACUUCAACACCGUUUUCGAGACAUCAAGUGCUCUUUGUAGAGAUCGAGGCCCCCUAUAAGACAGAUUCAUCUAAAUUCAACACCGUUUUCGAGACAUCAAGUGCUCUUUGUAGAGAUCGAGGCCCCCAAUAAGACAGAUUCACCUAAUUUCUUCACAGUUUUCGAGACCGCGAGUGGGCUACGACGAGUACAAUGAACAGGCGAUCGGUCUUGUCGUUGAUAUGUCCGGGGAGGCUCCUGACAGUAAGGAUGUUCGUCACGGUGCUCAUCAUCCAGAUGGUCGUCACACUCCUGAUCGUCCUGUCUACCCGGUACUCCGAUGCGACCAGGAAAGGUGUCGAGCUCGGCAUCGUUAUACGUGGCAAUGGUCGACAUAAACACCGCCCUCACCACCACCCGGAAGUAGAAGUACCCGAGAGACCGAAGUUCAAGCGGCCAUCAAUCGACCUAAAUGCAAUAAACAAGUUCAGAAAACUCGGCUUUAACGUCUCGUCUGUACACAGAGAGCCCAUGAUACCUGUACCAAGCAAAAUGGCCGAACUCAAGGAGGCCCUCUCGGAGAAUGUACUUCCGGGUCUUUUCCAGAUUUUCCGGACAGACAGCCAACAGUUCACCUACGACACGCCCCCACCGUUCGUCAUCCUCACAGCUACAGAUAAAAACUUCAUAGACCUGGCGGAGAAUUGGCGCGAGAGCAUACGACGACUCGGGCUAUCCUAUGACGUACUACUAAUGGCAGAGGAUGAGGAAUCGCACAAAUAUUUCUUCGAGCGAACCACUGAGAGGUUUCGAACCGUUCUAUCCACCCAGUUCGCAUUGCCCGGAAAACUCGCCAAAAACAUCUCCACGUACCAGCAACUGAUUCGCCGACGAACCGUCUACAUCCUUUCAAUCCUUCAGUCCGGAUAUGACGUACUACUCGUUGACAUCGACGCGGUUUGGUUUAAAGACCCCGUCAAGCUAGUACUCGACGAAUAUGAUAAGUACGACAUAUGGCUCGCACAGGGAAAGCAGGCGCGUUUCCCUUGCCCGUGUUUCUUCUACAUGAAAUCUACCUCAGUUGUGAUUAAGAUGGUUUACGACUGGAUCGAAAGACUAGCCUAUUAUGGGGGCAAAGUGGAAACGGACCAAGUAGCGUUGUCUUUUAUUCUGGCGGCGAAUAAACGAAAUUUGGGUAUCAAAUAUUUCGAUUAUUACGAAUUUCCGAUUGGGAAACAGUUUUUCAAUUGGACAUGGCAUGAUCAGUUUGCUGAUCGUGUGUAUAUAGCGCAUGGGAACCAUUUAGGGAGAUCGGUCGGAAAGGUUUCGAAAUUCAAGGAAUUCAAGGUAUGGCUUAUUGAUGACUAGGCUUUACCUUCAACUAAGACGAAUGAACUGAGUUUGCAGAUGCGGUCAGAACUCUAACUCUAAAAGGAAGCACGUCAGUUGUCACGCAUAAAGGCUUGGUAAUUACAUGGCGUUGUAGGCCAUCGCAAACAAAGUUGGUGGCCAGAUGCCAUUAUUGAUUACUAACUAUAUAGAUUAUCAGUUGAUUACUGGUCUCUACUGGAUAAUCAACUAGUAUAUCAACUUGUAAAUCUAGUGGUUUUUAAAUGGUAAAUCAACUAGAAAUAUAAACUGGUCUCAGAUGUCAACGGGUUUUUCAACUGGGUUUUCAACUGGUCCCAUUUAGCGGCGUUUCAAUGUCUAUAUUAAAAAACAGUUUAAAAUAUUGGUUUCAACUAGUGUCAGUUGCAAACUGGUUUUAACUGGUUUCGACUUGGCACUUGCCAAGUUGAUGUGCGUAUGCGCGUAAUACACUUUACGUCAUCAUACAUUAAUGCAAACGCCGCUGUUUCGUCGUGUCGCCUGUAAAUGCAGCUAAGCGAAAUGUAAUGGCACAAAGAGACGCUCCCGGAAAGCAAAUUGCAUAAUUGUUGUUUUAACAUCAUAAUAACUCUAUUAGGAGAUUGAGUUGGUAAGUGCAUAUACCAGGUUUGACGAAGCUUUCCGUUAGCUGAACUAUCAUACAGAUAAUAUCAAACAAGAAUUGUUAAUUAAGAAACUAAAACGUAACACAAGUUCCAAAUUGCGAGACUGUAGGCCUGCAACAUGUUAAGGACGUAUUAGAAGUCAUAACCUUUACUUGCAUACAUUCGUAGUACAGUAGUAUAUGCCACGGGCUAGUUUAUAGAUCUUAUUUCCAUGUGUUGAUCGAACAGUGUCGCAGAAGAGAGGAUGAAAUGUUCAUGUCUUUCAAUCAUCUCGUUCUUUAAUUAAAGAAUGAUAUUGUAAUAAAUGCUUUUAACAAUUGA
Messenger RNA from Strongylocentrotus purpuratus (purple sea urchin), 2596 nucleotides. RefSeq names its product UDP-D-xylose:L-fucose alpha-1,3-D-xylosyltransferase MGP4. Gene Ontology annotation, cellular component: Golgi apparatus. The record is from RefSeq and is a predicted model, not a curated record. Gene Ontology annotation, molecular function: glycosyltransferase activity. The coding region runs from base 495 to 1649 and encodes 384 amino acids. The transcript is spliced from 4 exons. Lineage: Eukaryota; Metazoa; Echinodermata; Echinoidea; Camarodonta; Strongylocentrotidae.